GUUUCAAGAAGGAAGUCUCCCUCAUCUUCUGUCCUUCCACCUCUCCUCUCCUCCUUGGAACUCUGUUGUAGACAGAGUUCUACAACAUCUAGACCACCUGACAGCCUUCCAUCUAGACCACCAGACAGCCCUCCAUCUAGACCACCAGACAGCCUUCCAUCUAGACCACCUGACAGCCCUCCAUCUAGACCACCUGACAGCCUUCCAUCUAGACCACCAGACAGCCCUCCAUCUAGACCACCAGACAGCCCUCCAUCUAGACCACCUGACAGCCCUCCAUCUAGACCACCUGACAGCCCUCCAUCUAGACCACCUGACAGCCCUCCAUCUAGACCACCUGACAGCCCUCCAUCUAGACCACCUGACAGCCUUCCAUCUAGACCACCUGACAGCCCUCCAUCUAGACCACCUGACAGCCCUCCAUCUAGACCACCUGACAGCCUUCCAUCUAGACCACCAGACAGCCUUCCAUCUAGACCACCUGACAGCCCUCCAUCUAGACCACCUGACAGCCUUCCAUCUAGACCACCUGACAGCCCUAAAUCUAGACCACCUGACAGCCUUCCAUCUAGACCACCUGACAGCCCUCCAUCUAGACCACCAGACAGCCUUCCAUCUAGACCACCUGACAGCCUUCCAUCUAGACCACCAGAAAGCCUUCCAUCUAGACCACCUGACAGCCCUCCAUCUAGACCACCUGACAGCCCUCCAUCUAGACCACCUGACAGCCCUCCAUCUAGACCACCAGACAGCCUUCCAUCUAGACCACCUGACAGCCUUCCAUCUAGACCACCUGACAGCCCUCCAUCUAGACCACCUGACAGCCCUCCAUCUAGACCACCUGACAGCCUUCCAUCUAGACCACCUGACAGCCCUCCAUCUAGACCACCUGACAGCCCUCCAUCUAGACCACCUGAAAGCCUUCCAUCUAGACCACUAGACAGCCAUCCAGACCACCAGACAGCCCCCCUGGCAGGCAUCUAGACAGGCC
Molecule: messenger RNA, 991 nt
Organism: Hypomesus transpacificus
Lineage: Eukaryota; Metazoa; Chordata; Actinopteri; Osmeriformes; Osmeridae
Product: vegetative cell wall protein gp1-like
Exons: 1
Source: RefSeq, a predicted model, not a curated record